UAAGGGGGCGCGCGCAAGGAUUUACGGGACGGCGACAGUAAUCGAAUAAACAAGGUUUGCCUGGAGCUGCUAGCAGCAGGGUUGGAGCACACGCCUCUCUGAACCCCCACAAGAGAGUGGGAGCUGGUGGUCUGGUGGUUUUAUUGAAGGAUUGAGGGGUAAUCUGUCCAUCAUGGAAGCCGUUGCUGACCUUCUAAGGAUAUUCCACGUCGAGGCCAGUGUCCCCUCUUUGUCACUCGGCCUCUUUGCUGUCUUUCUGGCUCUUCUAUACUGGUAUUCAGUCUGCCCCUUUGCGGUCCUAUCGAGAUGUGGAAUCAAACAUCCCAAGCCAUUGCCCUUCUUUGGCAACUUAUUCAUGUUUCGCCAGGGUUUUUUCAAGCCUUUGACAGAGCUGAUAAAGACACAUGGCAGAGUGUGUGGGUUCUAUUUGGGUCGGAGGCCGGUGGUGGUGAUAGCAGACCCUGAUAUGCUCAGACAGGUGAUGGUCAAGCAGUUCAGCAGCUUUCCCAACAGAGUGGCUUUUCGCUCUUCCACCAGACCGCUCAGCGACUGUCUACUGAUGCUGAGGGAUGAACGCUGGAAGAGAGUACGAAGCGUCCUCACCCCGUCCUUCAGCGCUGCCAAGAUGAAAGAGAUGGUUCCACUCAUCAACACAGCCACUGAAGCCCUGAUGACCAACCUGAAUGCCUCUGCAGAGUCAGGAGAAGCCGUCGACAUCCACAGGUGUUUCGGUUGUUUCACUAUGGAUGUGAUUGCCAGCGUUGCAUUUGGGACCCAGGUGGACUCUCAGAAAAACCCGAAUGACCCAUUUGUCAAACAUGCCCACAUGUUCUUCUCAUUUUCAUUCUUCAGACCCAUCAUACUCUUGGCAGUUGUCUUCCCUGCCCUCAUGGCUCCGCUGGCACGUCUCAUCCCCAACAAAAGACGAGACGAGAUGAAUGGUUUUUUCAUAAACUGCAUCAAGAAAAUGAUCAAGCAGAGAGACGAUCAGCCCCCUGAGCAGAGGCGGAGAGACUUCCUCCAGCUGAUGUUAGAUGUUCGAAACAGCAAGGAGUGCAUAUCUCUGGAGCACUUUGACGUGGUCAGCCGUGCCGAUGAGCUGAGUCACACACACCAAGAGGCGCAGCCGUCAACCUCCGAACAGAGCAGCGACCAUCCUCAUGCUGAGGAGUCGUCCGCCAGACGUCCACAGAGGAGGACGAUUACGGACGAUGAGGUAGUGGGCCAGGCUUUCGUAUUCCUUCUUGCGGGCUAUGAAACCAGUAGCAACACGCUGGCCUUCGUCUGCUACCUUCUGGCCAUCAACCCCGAGUGUCAGACCAAAGUACAGGAGGAGGUGGAUGAGUUUUUCAUCAGACAUGACACGCCAGACUACAACAAUGUCCAGGAGCUCAAGUAUUUAGACAUGGUUAUAUCUGAGGCGUUGCGCCUCUACCCUCCCGGAUUCAGAUUUGGCCGUGAGGUUGACCAUGACUGUGUGGUGAAUGGUCAGUUCCUUCCUAAAGGAACGUCGCUGGAGAUCCCUGUGGGCUUCUUACACUAUGACCCAGAACACUGGCCAGAGCCUGAGAAGUUCAUCCCCGAGAGGUUCACCCCAGAAAAAAAGGCAAAGCGCCACCCGUUCGUGUACCUGCCGUUCGGCGCGGGCCCCCGUAGCUGUGUGGGGACACGGCUGGCCUGGCUGGAGAUGAAGAUGGCGCUGGUGAACGUCUUCCGCAGGUUCAAUGUUGCGGUGUGCUCUGAGACAAAGGUUCCCCUUGAGCUGAAGUCUACCAUCACUCUUGGACCCAAGAAUGGCAUAUUUGUUAAAAUCACCAAAAGAGUUAUCGAAACAGAGGAAACACAUGCACCAGAACAUUAGAAACUCACUUUUCAUUUUUGGGCAUUAAAUUAUUCUUAUUAUUUUUUGGAUGUACAUAGUCCAUACCAUCUAACAGUUUUAUACUGUAAAAAUUUCAACAAGUUAUCCUCAAAAAGGCAAGUGUUUAAUAACAGAAGUUUUUAUUUUUUCUCCCCAAUUGUACUUGGCCAAUCACCCCACUCUUCCGGAGCCGUCCCGGUCACUGCUCCACCCCCUCUGCUGACCCGGGGAGGGCUGCAGACUACCACAUGCUUCCUCCGAUACAUGUGGAGUCACCAGCCGCUUCUUUUCACCUGACAGUGAGGAGUUUCAUCAGGGGGACAUAGCACGUGGGAGGAUCACUCUAUUCCCCCAUCCCCCACCCCACUUCAAACCAAACAGAAGCCCUGACCAACCAGAGGAGGCGCUAGUGCAGCAACCAGGACACACCCACAUCCAGCUUCACACCCACAGACAUGGCCAAUUGUGUCUGUAGGGAUACCCGACCAAGCCGGAGGGAACAUUGGGAUUCGAACCAACGAUAUCCAUGUUGGUAGGCAACAGAAUAGACCACCACGCCACCUGGACGCCCAUAUAACAUUAGAAGUUUAAUGACAUUUUCCAGUUAAAAUGGUGUUUCCACUGACUCUCCUGUGCAUUUAUCCGGUGAGAGUGGCUCAGGAGAAAGACUGCAUCUCAACGAGAACACGCCAGCUUUGCAGUGCACCAACCAUAAAUGACAUCAGCACAUAAGUGAGGCUGGUCCAAGGGCACCUGGCUUUUCUUUAUCAGGCAGUGUGGCAGGCAGAGGUCAGACCCUCCCCAAGCCUUCUGCCCAUCGCUUCAUUGAUUUGCACCGGUAAAGGGAUGCAGAGGACACGAGAACGGCGAGGAGAGGAAGGAAUAAAACGGUACUGUGUUUACAACAGUGUUUCAGCAGUAAGUCAUAAUGAUCAUUGCGUUGCUUUGGUAUUGGUUACUUACUCACUGCACCUCUUCAGAAUGGAGGGGCAAUGGUAACAAAACAGUUAUUUUUUACAUAUCAAUUAAAUCCUUGUGCUGAAUCAAAUGAAUGGCUAACCACCAAAUAAUGAAUUAUAGGUAAAAAAAAUAAACUAUAGGUACAGUGGCACACAAUACAAUUUGUGUACAAUUGUUUUAUAAGAAUUAUACAGUGGCACAUAAGUUACUAUUAGCUUACUGAACCACCUAUCUAGUAAGAGGUAAAAUUGUAAUACUGCCUUGAUUUGAUUAUCAACCGUUGCCACAAAACGGCUUGAAUGAAAUACGUUUCAAGCCUGAAUAUAUACUCUGAAUUUAUCCCUAGACAUACAACGAGAUGUAUUGCUUCAUUUAAAUGCCAGUUUUUCGCUCAUUUUGAUCAACCGAAGGUGAUUUUUUUUUUUAAACACUUGCCAGCCGUAAAUGUGUACUUUCUCUAAUACAAAUGAGACCACUUAUGUCAAAAUGGUUUUAUUAAAAGAGAUAAUCACA
Molecule: messenger RNA, 3334 nt
Organism: Lampris incognitus (smalleye Pacific opah)
Lineage: Eukaryota; Metazoa; Chordata; Actinopteri; Lampriformes; Lampridae
Gene: tbxas1
Product: thromboxane A synthase 1 (platelet)
Exons: 15
Coding region: 173-1861 (562 amino acids)
Molecular function (GO): steroid hydroxylase activity; oxidoreductase activity, acting on paired donors, with incorporation or reduction of molecular oxygen; heme binding
Source: RefSeq, a predicted model, not a curated record